Hirsutella rhossiliensis is the source of this 768-nucleotide messenger RNA. Its product is annotated as dienelactone hydrolase family domain-containing protein. The transcript is spliced from 4 exons. Bases 1 to 768 code for a protein of 255 amino acids. The record is from RefSeq and is a predicted model, not a curated record. Gene Ontology annotation, molecular function: hydrolase activity. Lineage: Eukaryota; Fungi; Ascomycota; Sordariomycetes; Hypocreales; Ophiocordycipitaceae.
AUGUCGACCAUGCCGGCCUCCCAUGGCCACAGCCAGGCCUGCUGCAACAUCCCGCCCGUCAUCUCCAAGGGAUACAAGGCCAAGGGCAGCUACGAGGAAAUUGGCGGCUACAAGACGUAUGUCACGGGUCCCGCCGACGCCAGCAAGGCCAUUGUCCUCAUCUUCGACAUCUUCGGCUACUUUGAGCAGACGCUCCAGGGCGCAGACAUCUUGGCCUACGGCGACGACAAGCAAAAGUACAGGGUCUUGAUCCCCGACUGGUUCAAGGGCAAGCCCUGCCCCAUCGAGUGGUACCCCCCGGACAACGAGGACAAGCAGAAAAAGCUCGGCGAAUUCUUUGGCACAUUUCCGCCUCCCAAGAUUGCCGGCUACAUCCCUGACUACGUCAAGGCCGUCAGGGCCAAGAACUCUUCCAUCUCCAAGCUGGGCAUACUUGGCAUGUGCUGGGGCGGCAAGGUCGUCGCCCUCUCGGUCAAGGCCGACAGCAACCCCUUCUCCGUCGCCGCCUCGGUGCACCCGGCCAUGGUCGACCCCGCCGACGCCGACGGCAUCAAGGUCCCCAUGAUCCUGCUAGCUUCCAAGGAGGAGUCCAAGGAGGAUGUCAAGAAGUUUGAGGAUGCCCUCAAGGUGCCCAAAUACGUCGAAAUCUUCCCCGACCAGAUCCAUGGGUGGAUGGCUGCCCGCGCCGACUUGAGCGACGAUCGCGUCAAGCACGAGUAUGAGCGCGGCUACAAGACUCUCUUGGAAUUUUUCUCAAGGCACUUUUGA